AUGAGCGAGCUUUCAGCAGACGAAAAGAGACGGCUUUUGCGUGAACGGAGACAGGCCAAAAUGGCCCAAGGAAAGGCCACCGAGCGCUUGUCCAAUAUAUUGAGCCAAGGCCUGUCGGUGAAUUCGGCCUCGGUCCAGUCGGUGCUCGAAAAGACGCCAGGCUCGGCGUCCCCAGAUGCCCUGAGCGACUCACCAAACACCAUUCGGAGUACACAGAACUCAGCCUCCCCGGCGUUUUCGCUGGGGGUGUCCCACCCAUCGCUGUCACAUGACGACCCGGAGGAAGCAGACAUGGAUGCUAUCAUGCAGAAGAUCUUUUCGGGUGCCGGCGCCAGCGACGCUAGGCCCGACGGCUCGGUGCCCGAAACAUCCCAGUUCUUUGCGGAAAUGAUGAAGACCAUGGGCCUGGACCCAGACGCCCUUCCGGAAAUGCCCGAAAACGCAUCGCACGCCACGCAAUUGGCCGUAUAUCACGAGUACCAGCAGAAGAGCGUGAAGGCGCGGUUCCUCGCCCUCCGGAUCAUCGUGCACACUGCCAACUUCCUCUACCACUUUCUCCAUUUUUCAGGGUUUGCUGCCUCUUCCCAUGCGUUCGUGAGAGACGUCAGGCCGCAAGCAGGCUCUUUCAUGUCCGUCUUCAUCUCGGCCGAAAUCUCCAUCAUCUCGGGCUACUACUUGGUCUUGUCGUCUAACGGUGUGCUCAGCGUGUCGUCAAGAAACCACCCGAUAUCGAAAAUGCUAUCCUUGGCCUCCGCCGUCUUCCCGCAGGCGUCCGCGUUGCAGCAGCUCCUCGACUCGGCGUUGAUAUACUGGGGAGGCGCCAGCAUAGUGAUCGGCGACCUCAUGCUCAUGGUGGUGUACAUUGGCCUCGCAAGCAUCCUCGGAGGCGUAUAA
This is a messenger RNA of Metschnikowia bicuspidata var. bicuspidata NRRL YB-4993, 894 nucleotides long. RefSeq names its product GET complex subunit. The transcript is spliced from 2 exons. The coding region runs from base 1 to 894 and encodes 297 amino acids. NCBI's taxonomy places the organism in Eukaryota, Fungi, Ascomycota, Pichiomycetes, Serinales, Metschnikowiaceae. The record is from RefSeq and is a predicted model, not a curated record. Gene Ontology annotation, biological process: retrograde vesicle-mediated transport, Golgi to endoplasmic reticulum.